Messenger RNA from Electrophorus electricus (electric eel), 6560 nucleotides. It is a transcript of the gene smg7, whose product is annotated as SMG7 nonsense mediated mRNA decay factor. The record is from RefSeq and is a predicted model, not a curated record. Gene Ontology annotation, molecular function: telomerase RNA binding; protein binding; telomeric repeat DNA binding. Gene Ontology annotation, cellular component: telomerase holoenzyme complex. Lineage: Eukaryota; Metazoa; Chordata; Actinopteri; Gymnotiformes; Gymnotidae. Gene Ontology annotation, biological process: nuclear-transcribed mRNA catabolic process, nonsense-mediated decay.
UCUUGUGUACACUUGGUCCGUUUCUGCUCGCGAGCCAGCGGUGAAGUGGGAGACAACAUGGCGCCUGGUGUAGCGUUAGCGUCUGGACCUGCCGUCGUCUAACACCUGCGAUCCGGCAGGAUGAACCUCUGCGCUCAGUAUUUACGGCAGGCGGAGACCCUGAAGGCUGAUAUGACAGAUUCUAAGCUAGGUGCUGCAGAGGUCUGGACAUCACGACAGGCUCUUCAGGACCUGUACCAGAAAAUGCUGGUGACAGACCUGGAGUAUGCUUUGGACAAGAAAGUUGAACAAGACCUCUGGAACCAUGCUUUUAAAAAUCAGAUAACAACACUACAGAGCCAGGCCAAGAACAGGGCUAACCCCAACCGAAGUGAAGUCCAGGCUAACCUCUCUCUGUUCCUCGAGGCAGCCAGUGGAUUCUACACUCAGUUACUGCAAGAGCUGUGUACAGUGUUCAAUGUGGAUUUGCCUUGUCGUGUGAAGUCAUCUCAGCUUGGCAUCAUUAGCAAUAAACAGAGCAGCACCAGUGCCAUAGUCAAGCCCCAGCCCAGUUCAUGCUCCUAUAUCUGCCAGCACUGUCUUGUCCACCUGGGGGACAUUGCACGUUAUCGCAACCAGACCAGCCAAGCGGAGUCUUAUUACAGGCAUGCAGCUCAGCUCGUCCCCUCAAACGGUCAACCCUACAACCAGCUGGCCAUCUUGGCCUCCUCCAAAGGAGACCAUCUCACCACAAUCUUCUACUACUGCAGAAGCAUCGCUGUCAAGUUUCCUUUUCCAGCUGCCUCCACUAACCUACAGAAAGCUCUCUCCAAGGCCCUUGAGAGCCGUGAUGAGAUCAAAACGAAAUGGACCGUGUCGGAUUUCAUUAAGGCCUUCAUCAAGUUCCAUGGUCAUGUUUACCUCAGCAAAAGCCUGGAGAAGCUGAGCGCCCUGCGUGAGAAGCUGGAGGAGCAGUUUCAGAGGCUGAUUCUGCAAAAAGCCUUCAGCUCUCAACAGCUGGUCCACAUCACAGUCAUCAACCUGUUUGAGCUCCACCAUCUUCGGGAUUUCAGCAACGAGCCUGAUGGCCAGAGCAUCAGCUCAGACGAGCAGAUCAGUUGGCUGCAGCUCCUUGGUCUCUUCAUGUCCUUCCUGGGUGGGAUGUGUAGCCGAGCCUUACUGAAUAAGAACCAAGAGGAGACCAGGGGGGAGUGUCCCCUCCCUGCCAUCAAAGUGUCCCUGGACUGGCUGAGGUUACGACCUGGGGUCUUCACCGAGAGCGCUGUUGACCAGAGACAGUAUAUUUGGCCGUGGCUGGUGUCCGUUCUAAACAGCUUCCAGCCCAAGGAGGAAGAUGUGUCAAAUCCAUCAGCGACUCCACUCCCAGAAGAGUUUGAGCUCCAGGGCUUUCUGGCACUCCGGCCAGCCUUGAGGUUGCUGGACUUUUCCAUGGGUCACCAGGGCAUUGUGGUGGGCAAGGAAAGCCUCACUGUCCUCGCUCGUCACCAGAGGCUGAUCAACUUGGGCAAGUGGGUGGCAGACAACCAGCCUGGUCUCAUCCAGUGUCGCUUCAGUGACGGCCUGAUCGUCUUCCUCACCGACAUCCCUGAGCUGGUGGUGGAGGAGCCGCAAGAGAAGGACCCCGCCGUGCUGCAAGAGUCGUCCAAUGGUGAGCAGAACCCCCACGAGGGCUCUCUGGGCCUUAAGUCCGUGCUUUCCAUGGGGAAGAGCCAGAACAGCAGCAUGGAUGCGGGCGAGAGGCCCGUGGUCACCUUUAAGGAGAACAUCAAGCCCCGCGAACAAAGCCGAGAACACAGCCGCGGCCAGCCUCAGCGGGACGGUGGAAAGGAGCGGGCCGGCUUCGGCAAAGGCACCGGAGCGCCCGCGAAGAGCGAGCCAAAGAAAGAGGGCAAGAGGAAGAGCGAAGCCAAGAAGAACUGCCACGAGAAAGCGGCCGAUGCCGGCAAGCAGGUGAAGACCCAGUCUGAAAUGAGGAAGACUCCAGUGUCGGAAGCGAGGAAAACGCCCGUCACCCAGACUCAGACGACCUGUUCGUCACAGUUCAUCCCCAUACAUCACCCAGGCGCUUUCCCGCCCCUCCCCAGCAGACCAGGGUUCCCCCCACCAGCAUACGUGAUCCCACCCCCUGUCGCUUUCUCCAUGAACCCCGGCUUCACCUUCCCCGCUGGCGUGUCUGUUCCCACACCCUUCCUACAACCAGCUUCCCACCCUCAGUCUGCCAGCCAGGUGCAGUCGGGGAAGCCCUCGCACAUCCCCUACAGCCAGCAGAGGCCCUCUGGGCCAGGGGCCCUCACCCAGGGCCCAGCCCAAACCCCACCCCAAGCCCCGCCCCAGCAGACCCAGCCGCCGCCUACGCAGCCCUCCAAACAAAACCUGCAGCAGACUGUGCAGCUACAGGUGCAGCAAUCUCCCACCAAGCAGAGCUCUCAGCUGGGCAAGAGCCCCCCGCACCUCUCCGGCCUGCAGCAGACCUACAUGCCGGUGUCCGAGCCGGCGGGCCAGAUGUGGAGCCAGCACCACGCUCCGCCCUCAAUGCCCAAGAUGCCCAUGCCAGUCAAGCAGCCCUUCUUCAUGUCUGGCCCAGACCACAUGAAGCUCUUUGACCACUCGAUGCCUACAGCAGUGCCCAUGCAGGCUCCGCAGGCCACCAUGGACAAGAAACUCAAUUUUCCAGAGGUCAAAAUGCAGGAUUUCUACUGGGAGGCGCCGUACCGUAUGGGCGAGGGCAGGGGAGGCAUGAAUGAGAGGAUGGCCAAACAUCAGCCUGCUGUGUUCUGCCCCGACCAGGAGACCACGCCCAGAGGCCCCCCCUAUGAGGACAACAAGAGCUCUCCUCUUCUUCCUCCAGACCUGUUAAAAACUCUGGCAGACUUUGAGGAGGAGGAGGAGCUGGGCUUUUCUAGGUCUCAUGAUUUCUACCAGGCCUUGGCCGGCCCUCUUAACUCUGCUUCUGGAAGGAACCUGUUUUUAUCAAACCAGUCUAGGCUGGACAGUGAGGUGAUGGGUCAGCCUUCCCUGCACCAUCGCUCUGUUUUUCCGGUGCAGGACAGUGCCUACCAAAACAACAGCAUCUUCAGCGAGGCUUACGGCAAAAACAUGGCCCCCGCUGCCAAGCCGGACGUUCCCAUGAUGCACCAGGAACCUUCGCUAUACUCCCUGUUUGAAGGGACACCCUGGUCUCCCUCACUCCCAGCCACCUCAGACCACUCGACCCCAGCCAGCCAGUCACCGCACUCGUCCAACCCGAGCAGUCUGCCGUCGUCUCCGCCCACCCACAGCCACGGCACUCUGCCCUUCUCCAACUUCGGCCCUAUCGGCACGCCUGACAGCCGUGAGCGACGAGCCGCAGACCGCUGGAAGCCCGAGAAGACUGGUGUGAGUGGUUUUGGGUUAGACUACCUGCCCACUGGCCCCACCUCCUCUGCUCCUGAGACGAGCAGCUGGAACCAGGGCCCCGCCCCCAACAGCUGGGCAGUUCAGGACAUACCUAUGGAGGACGCCUCCAGCGUUCUCCUCGACAGCUUCAAGUCAAUCUGGUCGAGCUCGAUGAUGCAGCCAGGGCCGUCUGCACUGGAGCAGCUCCUCAUGCAGCAGAAACAGAAGCAGCAACGCGGCCACAGGGCCAUGAACCCGCCGCACUGAGCGCCUACGCCCGCGCGCCCUGCGCUGUCUGAAAACCACGCCCAACAGGAGGAGGAGGUGCUCAACCACCAGCUCCAAUCGGAAAAAAAGUUUUCUUUUUCCGGCAUUACCUGCGUGUGGAGGCUGGAGACAACGGCCGACCUGGACCGACCGGCUCCAAAACGGCCGAUCGCCUGACCGACGAGGAAGGUGCAGACCUUUCCUCUGUCUCCUCCUCUCCCUCUCUCUGUCUCUCUCUCGCUCUGUCUCUCUCUCUGCGCCUGUGUGGCCAGGGGGUGUGAGAGCCAGCGACCCACUGCGCUGCUCAGCACUGGGUGGCUACUGCCCUGUCUCUCGCAGGGCGACUCCGAGGAGACUUCCUCUCUGAUCCCCCUCCCUGCUUCCCCAGGAGCCCAGACACACUUGUCCUGGACUCCGUGACUCUAGACUCUGGACUGGACCCUAUCGAAUCCAUCUGCUUUUCUCCACUCUGUGCGACACACGCACAACAUGAGGGACGGGACGGGGGCGUGUGGCUGUGUGUGAAGAAGGGAAAGAUUUAUGCAGAGGUUGAAGUGGCAUUGUAAUGGGCUAAUCAACAGAAGGACUGACAUUUCUGAAGUCUGAAUGAAUUUACUUGAAGGAAGGGUUCGUGUAGCUAGGGAGGGUGUUAAUACCAGAUAGUUGGUUCUGUAUUCACUGCAGAUGAUGUAAUGAGUGUACCUCUGAACACACCGCACACGGAUCAUAGGACGUAGUUUGACACAGUCAUGAAUUAUAGGCUCUCUGUAUGAUCUGGUCUGCUAAUUUCUUGGAAGUGUUUUUGUUUGUUACGGGUGGGGUGGGACAAGCCACGUCGGCCUCUUCUAGAAGAGAGAACUGCUAUAAAUCACACCAUGAAAUUAUAGCUUAACAAGAAUUAAAUGGAGGUAGGCCUUAGACUAUAGGUAAUAGGGUGUAGUAUCAUUAGCUGCAAUAGAAAUUGCAUUUAACAAUACUGUAUUUUGUGACUUGUUAUGUAGCAGUUUUAGCUUUCUGAGAUAUUAUUGGAUUAAUAUGUUCAAUAGUUUACUGCUAAAAAGUGGGAGAACUUUAUAUAUUGUAGCCCUCCCCAGACCUACUAGCCCCGCCCACGCCCACCCCCCGCCAAACACUUACUUGCAUACUAGUUCUAUUGGUUCAUGUUGGUUCUGCCUUUUUGGUAGUUUAAAUGGAUUUACUAGCUUUCUUUGUGCCUGGUCAGUGUUCUGUUUUCUCUUUUUUCCUCUCUUCUUUUUCUUUUCUUUUCUUUUGAAAAGACUCCCCACCACGGCCACAGCUGGCGCGGUCUCUAAGGUGAAUGCUGCUGAGACAGGCCCAGUUUCAGUGCUGGAGGUUCAGCGGCGUGGAGUGGGUGAUCCCUCCGCCACUGUACUGUUCUCCCAUGGUGAGAACUCUCCUAUAGCCACUCAGUUCUGGGAUCAGAGAAAACUAGUUAUAGCCUCUCUAGAUACUUUACUGUACUCUUGUACCUUAAAGAGUGACCUGUUAUUUCUUCAGCUAUCACUGUCAAACAGUAGAAAUGCUUUUUGCGCUAUUAGAUGUAGGUACUGCUGCCCGUUGACUUUUGUCCUGAUAAUCACCUGCCUGGCCAAUGGUGCAUUUUGACAUAGACGUCCGCUGCUGUUUGCUCCCUUAGGUUAACACUGGCCCUGGACAAACCCUAGAUGUAUAGGCAGGAGCUCAUGUAUUGGGCAAUCCUACCAAUGCUCUCAAAGCCUUCCUGGGUUUCGGUUGUCUGGUCAGCCUCCGAUGUCUGGGGAGGGAGGAAUUUUGUGAGGUUUUUUUGUUUUGUUUUUGUUUUUGUUUUGUUUUGUUUUUGAUUUUUUUUUUUUUCCCCCCCUGUAAAAUCUGCUGAGAUUUUUAAAAUCUAAGAUAUGCAGCUAUGGGGAAUGUUAAGAGCAUGGGUUUCUGGUGAUUAUCGCUUUCUGCCUCUGUUUAUUAGGGUCGGUUCUAGGCCAGGGGUCAGUGUUGGAGAAACUUGGAUGUUGAUGAUGAAUACGUUCAGUGGAUGUUUUUUCAUGUCCAUAAUGCAGGCGUAUUUUUGGAUGGAAAGUUUGAGUGGCAGGUCCUGAAAAGAGGGAAAAGCAUAUUUUUAUUUUCAUGUAGAGAACGUUUUAUUGAAGACAACUGUAAAUGAUGUCUAUUUGCCGUGUGAUUGUGCUCCUUGUUGCAUUUAAAAGUGUAUUUAAAAAAAAAAGAUUUACAAAAGAGGCAUAAUGAAAUAAAAUAAGCUGAACUUUAAGGGAAAAAUUAGAUAAUAAAGUAUCAAAAGAACCAAGCCCAGUAGGGAGAACCAUUUGCUAUAAUUAUUGUUUGGCUCUUCUUUUUAUUACUUGUAUUCCUGGUUUCAUAAACAGCGUUCUGGUUUGGUUGUCGUGGAAGCCCGUCAUUGUUGCAUUUGAAUGGGUUGAGAGAUGCUAUGUAAUCUUGUCUGAACGUUCUCCUUUAGAAACCCUGCUAAUCACUGCAUUUUAAAUGUGGACGAUCAUAUCCUGCCCCUUUUUUGAUUGUAGAUGUGUCUCCCUCUAGUGACGUGAUUUAAAAGUUACUGAGAACAACCUCUGCGCCUUUGGGCAGUAAUAACAUUCCAAUAGAGAAGUUAAAGAAACGGACAGCUUUUUCGAGCACAGGGAAGGCCGACACCGAGCGAAUGUGACCAUGCCCCUUGUAUGAGAAUCUGUUUGGAAAUUGUGCAUGAAAAAAAUUUAAUUGCCUUGUGUAUUUAGGGCGAAGGAGAUAUCCAGUGACGUCUUUCAGAGGAUUUUGCAAGAGGGUUAGGUUGGGUGAAGAUGUCUCCUUCUGUAAUGGGCUUGGUUUAUUGUUUUUGUCUCUCUGUGGACAUUCAGAAAUGCUGAAAUCAGCCAUGCCUUUAAUAAAGUAAACCAUGUCCUCUUAAA